GGGGCUAGCUUCCUAGUUGGUAGCCGAGAAGCCCAGGUGAUUGGCCGUCAACACCUGCAAAACCUGCUCCCCUAUUGGUUGGGGCUGCCGCCUUCCUCCUUUCUCGGUAAAGAGCGCACUUCAGCUGGGUAGCGGAUCCCGCAGGCCCGGAGCUUCGGUGACCCGCUCGGCGCCAUGGCGUCCCAGAGUCGUCGGCGGAGGCCGCUGCGGAGGCCUGAGACGAUGGUGCCGGGGGAGGCGGCCGAGACCGACUCGGAGCUCUCUGCGUCCUCGGAAGAGGAGGAGCUGUACCUGGGCCCCUCGGGCCCGACGCGUGGCCGCCCCACGGGGCUGCGGGUGGCUGGCGAGGCCGCGGAGACCGACUCCGACCCGGAGCCGGAGCCGAAGGCCGCGCCGAGGGACCUGCCUCCGCUCGUGGUGCAGCGGGAGACGGCCGGGGAGACCUGGGGUGAGGAGGAGACGCCGGCACCCGCCCCUGCGCGUUCGCUGCUGCAACUCCGGCUGGCCGAGAGCCAGGCGCGGCUGGACCACGACGUAGCGGCCGCGGUGAGCGGCGUGUACCGUCGCGCAGGCCGUGAUGUGGCCGCCUUGGCCAGUAGGCUGGCGGCUGCCCAGGCCGCGGGAUUGGCGGCGGCCCACAGCGUGCGCCUGGCGCGGGGGGACCUCUGCGCGCUGGCGGAGCGCCUGGACAUCGUAGCCGGCUGCCGCUUGCUGCCCGACAUCCGCGGCGUGCCGGGAACCGAGCCUGAACAAGACCCGGGACCGCGAGCUUAGCCAUGACCCACUCACCUGCCUGACUGCGCCCUGGCGGCCUUUGGGAUGUCACUCUGUGUCCUGUGUAGCCACCCGCCCAACUUGCUGUCACCCUCAGGGCUGACCCUGCCCCCUGGAAAAUGCUCUCCCGUGUUUGUGUAGAGGGGUGGGGUGGGGGGAGGUGUGCAGCCGCGCCGGGCCCUAGCCCCGACCCUGGCCCCUACUCCGGGGUUCGCAGUCUGUUUGAAGCUUGGCUCUAACUCUUGGGUAAAUAGCCGCUCCCUGAUCUGUCUUCAUCUUGGGGACUCACAGAGCCUCACUUUUUUUUUUUUUUUUGUCUUUUUGCUAUUUCUUGGGCUAUGCUCCCGCG
Molecule: messenger RNA, 1123 nt
Organism: Phacochoerus africanus (Common warthog)
Lineage: Eukaryota; Metazoa; Chordata; Mammalia; Artiodactyla; Suidae
Gene: BLOC1S3
Product: biogenesis of lysosomal organelles complex 1 subunit 3
Exons: 2
Coding region: 175-774 (199 amino acids)
Cellular component (GO): BLOC-1 complex
Source: RefSeq, a predicted model, not a curated record